GUCGGCGCGAGCGGACGGCCGCGGCAGCAUGCACACCCCGAGGACGGCGACGGCGGCAACGGCGGCGGCGGCGGCGCUGUGCGUGUCGGUCGCGGCCCUGUUGGCGCUGGUCGCCCCCGCGGCCGCCAUCGCCAUCGACUCAGUGGCGACGCGGCAGCUGAACGAGGUGGUGCAGCAGGACUCGUUCGUGCUCAACCUGAAGCACCUGAAGCCGAAGCGGCGCCUGCGCGGCAGCGUGGAGACGCUGCUCUCCAUCGAAGUGCCCGGCUCCUCCCAGCGCCUCGCCCUGCUGCUCGACCGGCGCGCGCGCCGCGUGAUGCUGGACGCGACGUCGGCGGACGGGCGCACGAGCGAGCGCCACGUGACGGUGGACGCGCUGUCGGACGGUGCGCUGCUGCGCUCACUGCUGCUGCACGUGGACCAGCGCCAGCCCGGGGCGCGCGCGCGCGUCUUCGUGGACUGCGCGCCGAGGGGCGUGCUCGAGCUGCCGCACGCGCCGCGCGACAUGCUGGCGCGCCUGCCGCCCACGGCCCAGGAGCCGCGGCUGCAGGUGGUGACACCGCGAGCGGCGCUACGACCUGGAGGUGGACGGGCACGGCGAGGCCGCGAGCAGGCUCUCAACGCAACAACUGCCCGGCGUCGGCGCUGGAGCUGCGCCGGCGGCGGCGAACGCGCGGGCGGGCGACGGGGCGCGGGCGCGGCGCGGGGAGGCGAGCCGCCCCGGCGCGCCGCCGCCGCCGCCGCCGCCCGCGCCGCACGGGCCCCGGGCGCGCGCCUGACUGCGGACGCCACGCCCGGCAACGAAAACAACGAGGUCAUCCGCAGGAGUGACAUCCCCAUCAAUCAUUGCUGCGAAGAGACUGCUCAGUUGCGGAAGCUCGUUGGGAAACUGUCGGAGCUGGUGGAGAAGUUGCGGGAGGAGGUUGAGAGUCAGAGAGCGGAGAUGCAGUACCUGCGAGGUCUGGUGGAACAAUGUCAAGAAUAUUGCAGAAAGCCGGUGCGCGAGGGCUGCAGCGCCGACCCGCCGCCGUGCUUCCCGGGCGUGGCGUGCCACGAGACGGCCGAGGGCGUCCGCUGCGGCCGCUGCCCGUCGGGCUACGGCUACCGCUGCGGGCCGUGCCCCGCGGGCUACACGGGCGACGGGCAGACGUGCAAGCCGCGCGGCGGCUGCGACCUGCGGCCCUGCUUCCCGGGCGUCGACUGCCACGACUCCGACCGCCCGCCCUACUACCGGUGCGCGGCUGCCCGCGGGCUACACCGCAACGGCCCGCCUGACCACGACCUCGACGAGUGCGACCUGGCGGAGCCGUGCGACCCGGUGGUGCGCUGCACCAACAUGGCGCCGGGCUUCCGCUGCGAGUCGUGCCCGUCGGGCUACACGGGCAGCGGCGGGCUGCAGGGCGUGGGGCUGGAAUUCGCGCGCUUGCACCGCCAGCGCUGCUACGACUGCAAGACGGGCUGGGCCGGCGAUGGGCGCGUGUGCGGCCCCGACAGCGAUCUGGACGGCUGGCCCGACCACGACCUGCAAUGCCGUGACGAUCGCUGCCGCAAGGACAACUGCGUGCACCUGCCCAAUUCGGGCCAGGAGGACGCGGAUGGCGACGGCUACGGCGACAUCUGCGACAGUGACGCCGACAACGACGGCGUCCCCAACAGCCCAGACAACUGCCCGCUGGUGCCCAACGCGGACCAGCUGGACACGGACGAGGACGGCGGCGACAAGCAGGGAGACGCGUGCGACAACUGCCCCACGGUGCCCAACUACGACCAGAGCGACGUGGACAAGGACGGCUACGGCGACGCCUGCGACUCCGACAUGGACGACGACGGCAUCAUUAACGGCCGCGACAACUGCCCGCGCAAGGCCAACCCCGACCAGCGCGACACGGACGGCGAUGGGCUGGGUGACGCGUGCGACAACUGCCCGUCCGUGUCCAACCCCAACCAGGCGGACAGCGACAACGACCUGGUGGGCGACAUGUGCGACAGCGACCUCGACCGCGACAGGGACGGCGUACAGGACAACGUGGACAACUGCCCUAAGCUGGCCAACAGCGACCAGCUGGACACGGACAGCGACGACAACGGCAUUGGUGACAUCUGCCAGACAGAUUUCGAUCUCGACAAGGUUCGCGAUGAGGACGACAACUGUCCUAAUAACAGCAAAAUUUACUCCACAGAUUUCAGGUCAUACCAGACUGUCGUUCUAGACCCCGAAGGCGACUCUCAGAUUGAUCCCAACUGGGUCAUUUACAACAAAGGAGCAGAGAUUGUGCAAACAAUGAAUAGCGACCCAGGUCUCGCUGUAGGCUACGACGAGUUUGGCGGCGUGGACUUCGAGGGCACGUUCUUCGUGGACACGGACGUGGACGACGACUAUGUGGGUUUCAUAUUCAGCUACCAAAGCAACCACAAGUUCUACACGGUGAUGUGGAAGAAGAACACGCAGACGUACUGGCAGGCCACGCCGUUCCGCGCUGUGGCGGAGCCAGGCAUUCAACUCAAGCUGGUGGACUCCAGCACAGGACCCGGGCAGAUGCUGCGCAACUCCCUCUGGCACACUGGAGACACCGAGAACCAGGUGAAGCUGCUGUGGAAGGACCCGCGCAACAAGGGCUGGAAGGAGAAGGUGGCGUACCGCUGGCUGCUGCUGCAUCGCCCGCGCAUCGGCCUCAUUCGCCUGCGCAUCUUCGAGGGCAAGGCGAUGGUGGCCGACUCGGGCAACGUGUACGACAGCACGCUCAAGGGCGGCCGCCUGGGCGUCUUCUGCUUCUCGCAGGAGAUGAUCAUCUGGUCGGACCUUGUAUACCGGUGCAACGAUAACGUCCCAGAAGCUAUUUACAGAGAACUUCCCUCAAAUCUGCAAAGAGAAGUUGAAAUUGAUACAAGUUUGCCUCCACAUCUGUAAUAUAAAUAUUAGAGCAAUGACGUUAUUUAUUUUACAUAUCUUAUAACCAAAAAAGGAUAAAAAUGUAACUAUCCUAAAAUAUUCUUAAAGACGAGUGUUACGAUUCAGAAUAUGACAAAUUGUUUUAGUAUCUGAACUGUAAAUUCCACCCCGUUUAUGUGCCGGCAAUGGUACUCUGUAACUUCGAAUACCUGUGAAAGUAAUUUUGUAAUGUAAUUCAUGUUAUGCAAAUAAAGGUACAUCUAUAUAAAUAUGUAGUAAUGAGCUGGCACUAGAUUUAGAGCUAUACUUGCAGAAACGAACGAAAGAAAGCCGUCAUCAUGCAUUCAACAAACAUAAAAACGAAUUUGAAUGAUCAACGUGUUAGUAGAAUAUUUGAAUUUCCUUUCACUUACCUUAAAUUUUAAUAUGAAUUAUGCAUUCACCAAAUGUAAAACUGAAUUUGUAUCUUCAAGUAGUUAGUUAAAUAUUUGGAGUUAACUUCGUUUACCCAUAUUGUUAAUAUGACACAUAAAUGCACACUCGGAGAGUAACUUCUGAGACGUUUUUGAAGUAGAGCGCAUUGUCAAGCAAGAAGGCAUCAUGUAUUUGUCAAUUUUUCCAUGUACAUUGUAUACAGAAACCAGUGACCUCAAAUGAUGCACAAUGUGUACUCAAUAUUGUAAAGAAACUUAACUGUAUAUCCUGCCAGAGAAUUCAGAUGAGAUUUAAAUUUGUAACACAUUGCUUUGCAUAGCUGGUUGGCAUAAAACUAUUAAACAGAAUAUCUUAAUUCAUAUAGAAACUAUCUUUUCAUAAAUUGCUCAAAUAUUACUAAUAUUCUUCAAUAAACAAAUAUUUUACAAUAUACCUGGUCUUAUUAUUUCGAAGAUUUCACAUUAUAUUGAGAUAACACAAAACUUUGAUUAUCAUAAACUUGACCGUGGCCUGUCACAUAACGAUUUCACUUCAAAAAUAUGAUUUUACUCUGAUGUAAUAUGUUAUUUUCCCCCUGCAGAUCCGCAAUGCAUCUGUGAACAGGUGACAGACCAAGUUAUUAUUGCAAUUGAUGGUUAACGAUUCUAUUUCGCAUCAAAAAACGAGCUACAGAUUUGAUAUAAUAGUCCUGACGUCAAAAUAAUGAAGCCUCUCACUCUUUUAGCAACUAGCGAAUCGAGGGCUCAAGAAAACUUGCGCUGGUAAUAAUUAGUUUUUAAGACCUCAAUGGUUUUUUAGGGCAUGUUCUAAAAACGCCAUAGCAUCUGUCGUGUGUGUAAUAUAAUAUCACAUGGGAAAACUUCCAGUCAAUUUUAGAACACGCCAUUAAAAAUUAGUCAUCUUUUGGAAGUACGGUAUAACUGCUAACAUUUUUCGUUAAGCCGUA
Molecule: messenger RNA, 4271 nt
Organism: Gryllus bimaculatus (two-spotted cricket)
Lineage: Eukaryota; Metazoa; Arthropoda; Insecta; Orthoptera; Gryllidae
Source: the annotation of a GenBank genome assembly